Messenger RNA from Phycodurus eques (leafy seadragon), 2826 nucleotides. RefSeq names its product TNNI3 interacting kinase (gene tnni3k). Bases 308 to 2815 code for a protein of 835 amino acids. Gene Ontology annotation, biological process: protein phosphorylation; regulation of transcription by RNA polymerase II. The transcript is spliced from 25 exons. The record is from RefSeq and is a predicted model, not a curated record. Gene Ontology annotation, molecular function: RNA polymerase II-specific DNA-binding transcription factor binding; ATP binding; protein kinase activity. NCBI's taxonomy places the organism in Eukaryota, Metazoa, Chordata, Actinopteri, Syngnathiformes, Syngnathidae. Gene Ontology annotation, cellular component: nucleus.
GUUUCAGCUUUAAACAGUGGGACAUUGAGAUUUUUCAUUAGUUGUUCCCCAAAGGGACGAGAUGAAACCCUCCGCCCCGUGAACCUUUGAACAGAAGGAUUACCUGCUAUGUCACAUACACACACACACACACACUCACGUGUCACGGCGAUGAAGGGAGAUCAGUUGUCGGCGUUUGUUUGGCCGUUAUUAUUUUUAGCCCGCCGCCAUGAUCCCGUCUUUAUCGGGACAUGUGCAAUUGUGGCAGAGGGAGCGAUUGUAUGACUGACGGCCUUUACGCCAACACACGGGACACGAGACCUUAUCAAUGGGGAACUACAAAUCCAGACCAUCGCAGACGUGUACAGAUGAGUGGAAGAAGAAGGUGAGCGAGUCGUACUCGCUGAUCCUGGAGAAGCUGGAAGAUGACCUCCGGCUCAAAGACAGCGAGCUGGUGGACCUCAAACUUGCAUUCAGCUCAGACGAGGCGUUUCAGAAGGUCAACUUGAACUACCGGACAGAGAGAGGCCUGUCCCUGCUGCAUCUCUGCUGUGUGUGCGAAGGUAACAAGGGACAUAUCAGCUCUUUGAUGGUCAAAGGUCUCCGCCCUUCCAGACUGACCAAGAACGGAUUCACUGCACUCCACUUGGCUGCGUACAAGGACAACGGCGAGCUGGUUACCGCGCUCCUCCACGGGGGAUCGGACGUACAGCAGCUGGGCUACGGAGCCCUCACCGCCCUGCACGUCGCCACGUUGGCCGGACACAUGGAGGCGACUGAUAUUCUCCUCCAGCAUGGGGCUUCUGUCAAUGUCCAGGAUGCUGUGUUUUUCACCCCGCUGCAUAUCGCCGCCUACAACGGCAAUGAGCAGCUUUCCAAACUGCUGCUGAAGUUUGGCGCGGAUGUGAACGCCAGUGGAGAAGUGGGCGACCGGCCGCUGCAUCUGGCCGCAGCCAAGGGUUUCCUUGACAUCAUUGCGCUUCUGGUCGGGGAAGGGGGAAAAGCUAACGUGAACGCUCAGGACAAUGAGGACCACGUGCCCCUCCACUUCUGUGCCCGCUUUGGCCACCAUGAAGUCAUCCGCUUCCUCCUUCAGGGCAACUUGGACGCACAGGCUCACGCCACCAACAUCUACGGAGAUACGCCGUUACACUUGGCCUGCUACAAUGGCAAAUAUGAGGUCGUGAAGGAGAUUAUCCAGCUGUCUGGCGCGGAGAGUCUUACCAAGGAGAACAUAUUCAGCGAGACAUCACUGCACAGCGCAUGCACCUAUGGUAAAGACUUGGAAAUGGUCAAGUUUUUGUUGAGCCAGAAUGCCAUGAGCAUCAACCACCAGGGCAGAGAUGGACACACAGCUCUACACAGCGCGUGUUUUCACGGUCACAUCCGACUGGUGCAGUUCCUGCUGGACAACGGGGCCGACAUGAACCUCGUGGCCUGCGAUCCGAGCCGGUCCAGCGGGGAAAAGGAUGAGCAGACCUGCCUCAUGUGGGCUUAUGAGAAAGGUCACGACGCGAUCGUCACUUUGCUGAAACACUACAAGCGCCCGGAUGACUCUCCCUGCAAUGAGUACUCGCAGCCAGGAGGGGAUGGCUCGUACGUUUCUGUGCCGUCGCCUCUCGGGAAGAUCAAGAGCAUGACGAAAGAAAAAGCAGAAGUUCUUCUACUCAGGGCCAGCCUCCCCUCUCAUUUCCAUCUUCAGCUGUCCGAAUUGGAAUUUAACGAAAUCAUUGGAUCUGGCUCCUUCGGCAGGGUUUACAAAGGCAAAUGUCGCAACAAAAUAGUAGCGAUUAAACGCUACAGAGCCAACACGUACUGCUCCAAGUCAGACGUGGACAUGUUCUGCCGCGAGGUGUCCAUCCUGUGCCGUCUCAACCACCCCUGCAUCAUCCAGUUCGUGGGCGCCUGUCUGGACGACCCCAGCCAGUUCGCCAUCGUCACCCAGUACAUCUCGGGGGGGUCGCUCUUCGCGCUCUUGCACGAGCAGAAGAGGCUUAUUGAUCUGCAGUCCAAGCUCAUCAUCGCCAUGGACGUGGCCAAGGGGAUGGAGUACCUGCACAACCUCACCCAGCCCAUCAUCCACAGAGACCUCAACAGUCACAAUAUUCUUCUCUAUGAGGACGGACACGCGGUGGUGGCCGAUUUCGGGGAGUCCAGAUUCCUCCAGUCUGUGGAUGAGGACAACAUGACCAAGCAGCCGGGGAACCUGCGAUGGAUGGCUCCCGAGGUCUUCACUCAGUGUACUCGCUACUCAGUCAAGGCAGACAUGUUCAGCUACGCCCUCUGUCUGUGGGAGCUGCUGACUGGAGAGAUUCCCUUCGCACACUUGAAGCCUGCUGCCGCAGCAGCAGACAUGGCCUACCAUCACAUCCGGCCUCCUGUUGGCUACUCCAUCCCUAAACCCAUCUCUGCACUUCUGAUGAGGGGAUGGAACGCAUGUCCAGAGGACCGUCCAGAGUUUUCUGAAGUGGUCACCAACCUGGAGGAGUGCUUAUGCAACGUUGAGCUGAUGUCGCCCGCCUCCAGUAACAGCAGCGGCUCCUUGUCGCCCUCCUCGUCCUCCGACUGCCUUCUGGCCCGCGCCGGACCCAGCCGGGGUCACGUGGCCGCGCUGCGGUCCAGGUUCGAGCUGGAGUACGCGCUCAACACUCGAGCCUACGCCUUCUGGAGCCAGAGCGAGCGGAGGCGUGCAUCUGGAGGCCUCUCAUUGGAGGAAAUAAGAAGGAGCAUGCAGUUUUCGCCCAUUGAUCGCAAUGGUUACGUGUCUGAUCCCAUGAGCACCAUGCGAUUCUGCUCCUCCUUCGGCAGCAAUGGCAGCUUUGAAGACAGUAACUAACAAUAUCUUAC